CGUGACCCCGGGCGCCUGCGCACUCGGCUCCAAUGUAUCCAAGUUCCAAGGUUCGAAUCGGAUGUUUCCAGCCAAUCAGCUGCCGGGAUUGCGGGAGCCGUCGGGGUGUCUGCAGACAUGUCGAAGCGAGUGGCGGUGGUGAGCGGCUCCAACAAGGGCAUCGGGCUGGAGGUGGUGCGGGUUCUGUGCCGGCUGUUUGACGGGGACGUGUUCCUGACAGCGCGGGACACGGGCCGCGGGCAGCAGGCGGUGCAGAGGCUCCACCAGGAGCAGCUGAAGCCGCACUUCCAUCAGCUGGACAUCGACGACCUGCAGAGUAUCCGAAACCUGCGUGCGUUCAUGCUCGAGAAGUACGGGGGCAUCGAUGUCCUCGUCAACAACGCCGGCAUCGCUUUUAAAGUGGCAGAUACCACUCCGUUCGGCAUCCAAGCUGAGGUGACGAUGGCCACCAACUUCUUCGGCACCAGAGAUAUGUGCACCGAACUCCUCCCCAUCAUCAAACCUCACGGGAGAGUGGUGAAUGUAUCCAGCAUGUGUGGCGCCAGAGCACUGAAGAAUUGCAGCCCGGAACUCCAAAAGAAAUUCCGCAGUUCUGCCAUCACAGAGGAAGAAUUGGUGGAACUGAUGAAGAAGUUUGUUGAAGAUGCUAAGAAUGGGGUCCACCCCCAACAGGGGUGGCCUUCCCAUGCUUACGGGGUUACAAAGUUGGGUGUUACAGUCCUCUCCAAGAUCCAUGCCCGGAGGCUGAGUAAGGAGAGAGCAGCAGACAAGAUCCUCUUGAACGCUUGUUGCCCUGGUUGGGUGAAAACGGAUAUGGCUGGUCCUAAUGCACCUGGCACUGCAGAAGAAGGUGCUGUCACCCUGGUUUAUUUAGCUCUUCUGCCAGAAGGUGCAGAGGGCCCACAUGGAGAAUAUGUAACCAAUAAAACUGUUCAGGAAUGGUAAUCCUGAAGGAUAGGGCAUGGGGCAGAUAUGAAAAUUGGUGAGUGCAAAGUUCUGAAGACUAUUCUUGAUUUACUAACUCUGAUAUGUUGAUUCUUACAAAUUUGAAGUUUUGUUUUGUAACUUUACUUACCUUAUUUUCAAUAAAGAUCAAAAAUCACUGAAAUUA
This is a messenger RNA of Pristis pectinata (smalltooth sawfish), 1111 nucleotides long. RefSeq names its product carbonyl reductase [NADPH] 1-like. The coding region runs from base 118 to 945 and encodes 275 amino acids. Gene Ontology annotation, molecular function: carbonyl reductase (NADPH) activity. The record is from RefSeq and is a predicted model, not a curated record. The transcript is spliced from 2 exons. Lineage: Eukaryota; Metazoa; Chordata; Chondrichthyes; Rhinopristiformes; Pristidae.